Messenger RNA from Brassica napus (rape), 674 nucleotides. RefSeq lists its product as uncharacterized. Lineage: Eukaryota; Viridiplantae; Streptophyta; Magnoliopsida; Brassicales; Brassicaceae. Gene Ontology annotation, molecular function: structural constituent of ribosome. Bases 152 to 454 code for a protein of 100 amino acids. Gene Ontology annotation, cellular component: ribosome. The transcript is spliced from 3 exons. The record is from RefSeq and is a predicted model, not a curated record. Gene Ontology annotation, biological process: translation.
CCUAUUUUAUUAUAACUACAUAAUUACCCCAAAAUUAUCUGAUUUAUCUCAUUUCCUCCAUCGCUAGCUCAGCUCUUUUUAAACCUAGCCCAUUCUCCAAUCUCUCCGGCGACAUUCCGACCAACAAAGUGACAGAAACCAAGUGAAAGAGAUGAACACGAUAGCGAAGCGAGUCACGGGACUACUGACUCGGCCGAGUCACAGCCAGCUGCAGCAGGAGAGAGGGAUAAGGGUGAAGGUGUUCUCAGGGGAUCUAGACAAGGCGCUGACGAUACUGCAGAGGAAGAUGCAGUCGAGCGGGAUGGAGAGGCUGAUCAAAGCGCAGCAGACUCAUCACAUCAAGAACUCGGAGAAGAAGGUUCUCGCUAGGAAGAAUCUUGAACGCAAGAUCAAAUCCAUUGACUUUGCUCGCAAGCUGCAGUCCAUCCUCAUCAAGAAAGUCAGAGGUUUGUGAGCGCGGAGCUGGUGCUAUAACCAUUCAUCAUCUUCUUUACAUUACAUUUUGGGGGGAAAGGAAGUUGAUCAGUGCUAGUAUCUAUGAUAUAGCACACUUGUGAUCCAGUUUUUUUUUUUUUUUUUUUUCAUUUUGAACUUUUUGGUGAAUUGAAAAUUUGGUAUAAUCUUGGAUUGCCAUUCGUUGUUUACUCUAUGAAUAAAGGCUUCUCCUUUCUUAA